This is a messenger RNA of Aphidius gifuensis, 2938 nucleotides long. RefSeq lists its product as uncharacterized. Lineage: Eukaryota; Metazoa; Arthropoda; Insecta; Hymenoptera; Braconidae. The record is from RefSeq and is a predicted model, not a curated record. Bases 113 to 2779 code for a protein of 888 amino acids. Gene Ontology annotation, molecular function: DNA-binding transcription factor activity, RNA polymerase II-specific; RNA polymerase II cis-regulatory region sequence-specific DNA binding. The transcript has 13 exons. Gene Ontology annotation, biological process: regulation of DNA-templated transcription.
AAUCGCUCGAUUCACGUUAGAUUAAGGAGCCCAACAUUUAAUAUAAAAAAAGACAGAAAAAAAAAAACAAAACAAAAUAGUACGAAAGAUACAUCGGAAGGAUCCCCAAGAAAUGUCCCAAAAUAAUACGAUUCAAGGCUACGCGUGGGAGAAUCAAUCGGAGGAUAAUCGAGAUGUUGCAAAGCUUGCUGUUGAUGAGAUUCUUGGUGUUUACAAAGUUUACGUCAAAGAUGAUUUGGAUAAUCAAGAAGAAAAAAGUGAUGCUUCAAACGAUUCAUCUGGACCGAUUGAUUGCCAAUUCAUCAAUGGAAAUAUGUUGGAUCUGGAUGGAGCAAUCAAUGCAGAUGUCGUGACUCUUGAUGGAAAUGCAACAAAGAUGCAAAAAAUUAAAGAAGCUGAUGUACCAUAUUCUCAAACAUUGAACAAAGCUUCUUCAAGCACUGGUACACACAUGGUUGAUAAAGACGAUCCACGUUCACGUCUUCACUUUGUUAAAUAUUUAAAACGUAAUGGCACUACAACCAAAGUAUGGGAAUGUGGGAUUUGUUCCAAGGAGUUUCGCCAUCAGUACACAUUGAUGAGGCACUUGCCGACUCAUACAGAUGAAAGAAACUUCAAGUGUGAUGUUUGUGGGAAAGCAUUUCGACAACUAUCUACCCUCAGCCAACACAAAGCAAUACACAGUGAUGCUCGGCCUUAUAUUUGUGAAUUUUGUCAAAAAACUUUCAACAGGGUCUCAACAUUGAUUUCACAUCGUAAAACUCAUUCGGAAAAUAAACCACACAAGUGCAAUGUGUGUGGUAAAGGAUUUCAUCAAAAAGGUAAUUUGAGGAAUCAUGUUUUUACACACACCAAUGAGCGUCCUUACAAGUGUGAUUUUUGUGGCAAAGGUUUUAAUCAAAUGUCAAAUCUUGUUUGUCACAAAGUUAAAGCUCAUGCUCAUGUUGAAAAAAUGCAAUACUCAUGUAGUAUAUGUAGUGAAGAUUUUCCUCGUAGAUUUGCACUACGUUCACAUGAAGAAUCAAAACAUGGAAUUAAAUAUAGAACACAAACUCCAUCAACAUCAUCAUCUACAUCAAAUAGUAAAGCAAAACAAAAAAAAAAUUUAAAAAUUAUUGAAUUACAAAAUGAUAAUUUCAUGGAUAUUGAUGAAAAAGAAAAUGUUUUACCAACAAGUAUGCAGAGUUUUGUUAUAGAUAAAAUUGAAACUGAAGCUAUGGAAAAAGCUAUUAUUAAUAAUCAGGAGCCAUUCGCACUUUUUAAACCAGCUAAUGGUAUUCCGGUACUUGUCAAAAUUGAACCUGCUGGACAAACACAACACCUUUUAACUCCCGCUACUGCUGAGGAUCUUCAAAUAGGAGAAAAAAUAAAUGCUGAUCUGUCGGAAGAUAACAAAGGCGUUCAACUCAAGGUUCCAGUUGUCGCAACUGUCAAUGAGAUUUUAGAUGAGAAUGGAAAGUCAAGUUUUAUUAUAGAACCACCAAAUAAUGAUGAAAAUGAAGGUGAAAAUCUUUUGACGCCAUUGCAUGCUGAAUUUUUUAUGCAAGAUUCAUUGGAUGAAUCUGAACGAAUAAGUCACAGUUCUAUUGACGAUUGUAACGAAUUGCUUGAACUUGCUGCUCAAGGAGGCAUUCAAUUUGUUCGUGCAACAGACGACGGUCGCUACGAAGUCAUGAGUAAUUCAGAAGCUCGUGAACUUAUGGCACAAAAUUCACAUGAUGUUACGAUUCUUGAAGGGGCUGAAGCUGAUGCAAUUAAUGUUGAUGGUCCUAGUGGUACUAAUAAUAAUGUUGAUAAUAUUGAAAAUGGAAUGAUGUUACUUGAUGCUGGUAGUGGUAGUGGAAAAUACCAACCAAAACGAAAUGAUAGUGAAACAGAUGAUAUAAAAAAUAUUAGAAAUCUUGAUUCAAAAAGUUCAGAUGAAUGUUUUACUGGUAAUGGUGGAGUAUCUUUUCAAGGAUCAAAAAUUGAUGAUUUUAUUAUUAGUGGCAGACCAACAAAUUCAAGCAUGGAUAUUGGUUUAUCACUUCCAACUGAAGAUGAUUGUUUUGUCAGCAAUCACCAAGAAUUUUCAAAUAUUGUUGGUCAUUCCAGUGACUUUAUGCCAUCCAUACAACCUUUAUUAACAAAAAAUGAUUCAUCAAUUUAUUUACUAAACGAAAAUGUUCCAUAUUUAAAAAACUUACGCAAUUUCAGUGAUGAUUUUAGCAGUUUACUGAAUGGUGAUGAAAAUAAUGAUUUAGAUGACAAUUCAGUAGGAAUGUAUGAUACAAGAAUUAAACUGAGUGAUUUGGAUGAUCUUAUGAGUGAUCAUAAUUUGAUGGCAAUGAAUCAAGAUCUUCGAUUACUUGAGAGAUGUCAAGCUCCUAUGGCAAUGCCAUUGCCAAAUUUUUCAGAUAUGAAAAUACUUGGACCAAAAUAUCAAGAAUUUGAAGCUGCUUCAUCUUAUCAUGAUAUUAAAAUUUUUAAUAGUUAUGAUCAGUGUUUGAGAAAUAAUAGUUAUCGUCCUUUUGAUUCUGUUGACACAAGUAUUACAACAAAUAAAGAAAUGAAAAUGAUUGAUGAAUUAAUUAAAGAGGAAUGUCUAGUCAAGACAGAAAGUCAGGUGAAUUCUCUGUCAAUAACAACUUCCAAUUUUCCUGAUGUGAAUGAGAUCCACCACAUGGAUUCCCUUCUCCAAGCAAGUGGUCUCUCCGACUUUUUAAAUUUUGAGAGAAGUGACAGCCCUGGUAGUCAGAAAAGAUCCUUUAUCCUCGAUGGACUUCCCGACCUCGAUUGAUAUUUUUUAAAAAACAUUAAUUAAUUUUUACAUUACAGUGUUUAUUAUUUAUUCCGAAUGAUUUUUUUUUUGUUUAAUUUUUUGACUAAAAAAUCCUAUGUUUAUUAUAAUUAUGCAAUAAUUAAAGUUUAUGAAUAAAUUAAAAUUUUUAUAAAAAAA